This is a messenger RNA of Penicillium vulpinum, 2514 nucleotides long. RefSeq names its product GH92 family glycosyl hydrolase. Gene Ontology annotation, biological process: protein quality control for misfolded or incompletely synthesized proteins; glycoprotein catabolic process; protein deglycosylation. The transcript is spliced from 2 exons. Gene Ontology annotation, cellular component: nucleus; cytosol. Lineage: Eukaryota; Fungi; Ascomycota; Eurotiomycetes; Eurotiales; Aspergillaceae. Gene Ontology annotation, molecular function: peptide-N4-(N-acetyl-beta-glucosaminyl)asparagine amidase activity; carbohydrate binding. Bases 1 to 2514 code for a protein of 837 amino acids. The record is from RefSeq and is a predicted model, not a curated record.
AUGCUCGGUGUGCUCCCAGUCCUCCUAGCGGGACUUGCAGGCGAUACAUUAUCCCAGCCAACCAAGGGGACAAAUACAGAUACAACCUACCAUAAAAAUGCCAGAGUCCUCGAAUUCGUCAACCCCCUCAUCGGUACCCACGGAACAACACCAAAUGGCAACGGCGGCAUGAUCCCGUCCGUCAGCCCUCCCUUCGGUAUGACCCGCUGGACACCACAGACUCGCGAGAACUUCAUCUCGCAAGUGCCCUACGGCGAUAGCGACCGUCUUAUCCAUGGAUUUCAAGCCACGCAUCAACCGGCUAUUUGGAUGGGCGAAGCGGGUCAGAUUGUAUUGACACCGGGAAUCGGCGAAGUGCAGCCGCUGUUUCAGAAUCGGGGAUUGCAGUUCCGGAAAAAGGACGAGAGAAGUACGCCGUACGUUUAUGAGGUCCUUGUUGAUGCCACUCAGCUCUUAAACCGGGACUGGAAUGCCACGGCUGAGGCUGUAGGUGAUGGGCCUGUUCCCGGUGGUGCGGGUUCCGUGCCAGAUGAUGUCAAGGACGGUGCCAAUGGGCGGACACGCAAAAGGGAGAUUGAGGCUGUGCUGGGUAGCAGAGAUGGUAGUGAGUAUGACCGGUCCAUUCAGGUUGCCAUGUCUGCCGAUUCUCAUGUAGGCCAUCUUCGAUUUGACUUCCAAAACAGCCCUAGCAACAUGAAUGACAAACCCCAACCCUGGGUAUUUAUUCAAGCUUCACGUCGGAACUGGACAGGCGAAGUCCAUGUUGAUGUGAAUGCUCGAGAGAUCUACGGCUAUAACUCCGAGCGUCAGGAUUACCUCCUCGGACCGGAUAAAGCAUCGUCGUUCAAGGGAUACUUUGUCGCUCGCUUUUCCGAACCAUUUACUGAAUUUGGUGUCACGAAUGAAGGUUCACUUAUAAAGGAUGAGAUUCAGCGACACGGAAAUUUCACUGGUGCAUAUGUGAAAUUUGCCAACUCGACAUCCCGCAUCGAAGUGCGCACUGGUAUUUCAUAUAUCAGCGUCGCACAGGCAAGGAAGAACCUAGAGAUCCAGACUCCUGAUGAGCACAGCUUUGAGGAUACCGUUGGGAAAGUGAAGUCAGCCUGGCUUGAGAAGCUGGGCAGGAUAUCUAUCAAGGGCAUCAACAAGACCGAUCCGGAUAAUGACCCCCGCAUUAUCUGGUAUACUGGCCUAUUCCAUGCACUCCAGUAUCCCAGCGACUUUUCCGAGCCAACGUCAAAACAGGAUGGUGCGCCACGUGUGUUCUACUCGGGCUAUACCGACAGUGUUCACACUGAGAACGACUCAUACUAUCAGUCCUGGUCGAUUUGGGAUACAUACAGAGCCGAGCACUCUCUCCUGACUCUGUUUGCACCGGAGCGUGUUAACAGCAUGAUCCGCUCCUUGCUGCGCAUCUUUGACUGGUCGGGUUGGUUGCCGAUGUGGGCCAACUUAGUUGAGACAAAUAUUAUGAUCGCGACGAAUGCAGACGUGGUCAUUGCCAACGCUUUAGAGCGAGGAUUUAAGAACUUUGAUAUUAGGAAAGCCUGGAAGGCUGUUAAGAAGGAUGCAUAUACUCCGCCCGAUCACGACACUGAUACUCUGUACUAUGACCGUGAGCCCGGCACUUCAUACGAGGUCCGCGCUGGCCUCACAUCAUAUAUGAAGCAGGGGUGGGUUCCCAAUGACCGCUGGUCUGAGGCUGCUAGUCGCACAUUGGACUACGCAUUCAAUGAUUACGCCUGUUCGGUUGUUGCUGCCCAUGCGGCAGAGGAUGAUGCCACCGUACAAGCCCUCAAGAAGCGUAGCGGAAACUACGCGUAUCUCUGGAACAACGAGACUCAAUUUAUGCAAUCUCGCAACGCGAACGGCACUUUCGCAAAUAACACCUUUGGAUGGACCGAAGGUGAUGACUGGGUCUACACAUUUGACGUGAUGCAUGAUGUGAAAGGACUGGCUGGGCUUUUUGGUGGCCGUGAAGCCUUCCGCAAUAAGUUGGAUGCGCAUUUCCAGGGUGGCCACAACGACCAUACUAAUGAACCGAGUCAACAUGUACCGUAUCUGUAUUCUGCUCUCGGUUAUCCCAACCAAGCAGCUGAGACAAUCAGGGAAAUUGCUUGGGCGAACUACAAUGCGACCAGCGGUGGACUGGGUGGGAAUGAAGACUUGGGACAGAUGAGUGCUUGGUAUGUCUUUUCCGCAUUAGGAUUCUAUCCCGUCAACUCAGCCACCGAUGAGUAUAUUAUCGGUACACCGUUCUUUGAGGAGGUGUCUAUCCGCCUUCCUAGUGGGGCAAACACUGGCGGAGAAGUUGCCAAUGGUAGAGAGAGGAUGCUUGAAAUUCGCGCUCCAGGGGCAUCUAAAAAGCCGUAUAUUGCUAAUUUGAAGGUUGAUGGAAAGCAUAUCAACGCCCCGCUUUUGAAGCACAGCCAGCUUGUGCAUGCGGCAAAAAUCGAGUUCGAGAUGAGUGCUACACCAACCUCCUGGGGGAAUCGCCCCUUAUGGGAAAAUUGA